Gryllus bimaculatus (two-spotted cricket) is the source of this 4277-nucleotide messenger RNA. The record is from the annotation of a GenBank genome assembly. NCBI's taxonomy places the organism in Eukaryota, Metazoa, Arthropoda, Insecta, Orthoptera, Gryllidae.
AUGGUUCGCCCGUUGUUGCUAUCGCAUGAAAAGUACGUUCACUCAAAGCGCACACCAAGGAAGACCCAUACAUAUCAAACCAAAUUGAAGUCGAGUGUAGCUGAUGAAAAGCAGCCUGAAGGAAACUUCCGGAGUUCAGUUGCUGUGAUAUUCGCGGCGCGCGUCACGGCCCUGGAGCGCGCGGGCGCGGCGCGCGCCGCCGCCCUCGACAAGCUGCACCUGUCGGCGCUGCAGCUGCUGGAGGGCGUGGAGGCCCUCGAGGCCAAGGUGGACCGCGCGCUGCCGGACGUGCGGCGCGAGGUGGCGCGCGCCGAGGCCGGCGUGGCGCAGCUGCAGGCCGGCGUGCAAGUGCUCAAGGAGCAGCAGGAGAACCAGCGCGUGACGGUGCGCGCCCUGGCGGGCGGGCAGGCGGCGCUGCAAGAGAAGCUGGAGGGCGCGCGCGCGCUCUUCGCCAACGUCACCGCCGCCGCCAACGCCUCGGCGCCUCCGCCCGCGCACGGCGACGACGCCGGCGACGUGGAGGCGCGCCUCGGCCGCGUCGAGCGACAGCUUCACCACAUGCAGGAAGCAGCAUGGGUGCCGGACGCCUUCGCCAACGCUAGCACCAACGCCAGCGCUGGCGCCAAACCCGAUGGCAACGAGGGCGACGUGCACAACAUGGUACGGCAGUUGGCGCGCGUGCAGGAAGAGUACCAAAACAUCGUCAGCCGCCUACCUGCCGGAGAAUUCUGGCUGGGCAACACGGCGCUGCACCGCCUGACGGCCGACAACUGCUCGACGCUGCGCGUGGACCUACGCGACAUCUACGGCAAGGUGUGGGUGGCGGAGUACUCCGACUUCCACGUGUCGUCGGCGGCCGACGGCUUCCGGCUGCGCGUGUCGGGCUACUCGGGCAACGCGUCGGACGCGCUCGACUACCAGAACCGCAUGCAGUUCAGCGCCAUCGACGCGGACCGCGACGCCAGCAACACGCACUGCGCCGCCAACUACGAGGGCGGCUGGUGGUUCUCGCACUGCCAGCACGCCAACCUCAACGGCCGCUACAACCUGGGGCUGACGUGGUUCGACGCGGCGCGGAACGAGUGGAUCGCCGUCGCCUGGUCGGAGAUGAAGGUGCGGCGCCGGCCCGCGUGCGCCACGUAGCGCCGCACGCGCGCCGCCCCGCCCCCUUCCCCCGCCCCCGCGCGGCCGCCACGGCCGGCUUCGUAGAACGCGGUUCGCGUGGUAGGACUCCUUCGUGUUUUGUACGUGUCACUGCCUAUAUGUAAAUAGCCGAGAGGACUCAGCCAGUAGUCAGUUCGCGAAUGUACAGCCACUGUGUUGGUAGUGGAUGUGCGAGUAGAAGAUGAAGAUGGAGAAGAAGCAGCGCUGCGCGGGAGGCGGCGGGGAGCGCAGAGCGGGCACAAAAAGCCACGCCCCCUCCGGGGUGACCCGGCCACGCCCCUCCCGACGACAGCCUAACGGUGUACGCAAUUACCAUAGGUGUUCAUCGCAGCUCCGAGCGACAGAGUCGAUGUGAGCGCAGGCGGCUUCGCUACGCGCUCAUCAAAUGCCAAAAAGAAUUUCGCACCGGGACCCCCGCUCGCACUUGACACGAGUGCAGACAGGCUCAUUCUACGCGCAACACGACAAAAACGUCUUCCUUUCUCAUUUCACGCCUCUCAAACACCUUGUCGAUGAAAAACAAAAAAAAAUACAAAAAAAUUAUAAUGGUGACACUGUCGAGUGUUUCGUGCAGCUGGGGUUCCGGUCGCUUUAGUUAGUGUAAUAAGUUGCGCUGUUCUCACGAGAAUAUUUUCUAGAUCGAGAAUUUGGCAUAAUACAAACGUUUUUCAAUUAACGUUCCAAAGAAAGGCGAAAAGAAUGUUUAUGCUAUUACUUUGAAAUGUACGGCACUCCACUUCACCACCUCCCAAAAUAAAGGAACCGAGGUCCUUCUUUUUGGGGCAGCUUUCCUGUAAAAGAAUGCUGCCCCAUUCAAUUUGGAAACAGCUCAGCGCCUUAACCGCAGCGGCGGAGGCGGAGCGGGCAACAAAAAAGAGCCGAAAGGCGGCGCAAAGAGCGCCGAAUCGCGUUUGCAACGCCCUGCCGCCUCCGCCUCCGCCCCCGCCGUCGCCGCCGCCGCUGCAGAGAGCGUAAGCGUCGAGCGCGGUACGGCACGCCCUCCUGUCCAUUCUCUUCCCUCCCCCUCCCUUACUUCAUCUCUUUUCAACGCCCUCGUAAUAUCGUGAGAACAGCGCGAGUACAAUCGCCUUGGCCUUGAUCUCAGGGGAACUGCCAAUCAGGCGCGCGGCGGCGCGGGCGACAGAAGCUGCAAGCGGUCCAGACUGGCGUGGACAAUUCGAUUCGAUUUUCACAAAGGUCGAUCUUUUCCUGCGUAUUUUUUUUCUAAAAAAUGCGGAUUUGAAUUAAUUACGCAUUUUAUGAAGUAUUUAAUACAAUCUAGCAUUAUUAAUUGAGCAUUGUAGAACCUAUAUGACUCCUAGUCACGAAAAGCGAUAGAAAGAACGAAAAUAUGCGCUAAAAAAAGAGAAUAUUCACAAAAUACAGUCAACUGAUUUAACUCAAAUAACAACAUUAAAAUGAAAUUAACAUUUUUAUCCACUUAUUUUCGUUGAAAUAAAGUAUUAACUCACAUUAUUUAACCUCCAAGAGGUAAACUGAACUAAAUCGCUAUAUCUAAAAACGAUUUGUUAAGUGAAUCGAUUUUGAUGUCAGACUCGAGUUCCAUUCAAAAGCCGGUAUUUCUCGAUGUUCCAUCGCCAGUCCGGCGUCCGACCCGCACCGCCGCGCAGCCUACAGUUCCUCUUUAAAAGUAAGGUUAUUUACUAACAAGCGUAACAAUCUGCUUCGCACGGGAUGCAACUGGACGCCUCUCCAAAGGCGCCGACUGUCUUCCCUCUCCCUUGACGGAGACUCUACCUCUGCACAAAUUUCCAUUUCGACGCUGCUCGCAAAUCACAAAACGAAAGUCAAAGCACAAAACGUUUCGCAACAGGUCACACUCCAGUUUCAGAAAGUUCCCUUUUAGCGGCGUCGAAACGUACUUUCAUGUUCAUGUUUGAAACGAGGCGUCCAGUUGUAAUAACGUGCUGUUUACUAACACAUUUGCAAAUUAUUGUAGAAAGAGGAAUGGAAUCAAGACUGGUUUUGUAGUUGACACACUGUGUUUUCUACUCUGACCGUAGAGUUGUAUAUGUUGGUCUGUAAGACUUAAACAAAAAAUAUUUAACACUAACUUAUUUAUAGCUACCGCCACACAGGGCAUUAUAUCCAAAGAUUUGUGUUAAACUGAUUAGUCUCCUUAAACCAAAUCGCUAAGUGUGUAUAUAUUUUAAUAUAAUUAGUUAUAUUCUUGAUGUAAAAAUAACUGCCGAAUUAAGAUACAGGACGAAGGAAGAGAAGUUACACUAAAUACCCAUCAGUAAAUCGUUUUGCAGGAGAGUAAGCAUCAAAAUUCAGCACAGACUUUCCAGAUGUAUAUUAAUUUAGUCGCGUUUGAAAUAUUUGGUAUGAUUUGGCGGAUUUGUCGUCAAUGUCAACAUCGCCAAAAAAACAGCUCAGGCUGUGAUGUCUCAAGAUAUGAUAUACUCCUUAUUCUUUCUGAAAUGGUACAUAUAAAUGUUCCCCAAAUCUAAAAAUAUUUAUUUCUAUCUUACCAAAGGCUGUUCUAAUCGUUCUAUUGUUAACAUGUAAUAAAUGUUGUUCGAAUCAAAGCUUCGACUUUUGCUGUUCGCCCCUUAAAAAGUAUUACAAACAUUGUUAACGCUGCAAUAAGAUAUUUUAGUGAAAGUUGAUAGGCGAACAGUUAAAAAAAACAAAAAAAUAAGGCACUAGAUGCCGUCUUUAGAGAGCAAUCUGAUGAACAAAUCCAAAAACGCGGAACCCGAGUGUGCCGUAGUCAUUUUAUAUAGUCAUUAAUGACUUCCUGAUUGAACAAGAGGAAAGUCGAAAACAUAGCUCGUAGGCGUGAACAAAAGAGCUAUAUAUUUAGUCAAGUAAAUAAUAUUAGUUGUAUAUAAUCAGAAUUUCAAAGCAAAUUUGAAUAUCAGUAUGUUUGUGUAUGUUUUGUACUGUAUAAGGUGUACUAUAUUUAAUAGUUCAAUGAAAUAUGAAAAUGUGUUUAGGAGUAUCAAUUGUAUUACAAAAGUGUAUGCAAACAAUAAAAUUUGUGUAUCAUAGACAAUUACAUGCAAUGUAAAUAUGUGUAAAAUAUGAAACCAAAUGGUCAUUAAUAAAUAGCAAUAAAGGAAAAAUCGAAUUUCAUUGCUUCUUUC